Molecule: messenger RNA, 3334 nt
Organism: Thalassophryne amazonica
Lineage: Eukaryota; Metazoa; Chordata; Actinopteri; Batrachoidiformes; Batrachoididae
Gene: ice2
Product: interactor of little elongator complex ELL subunit 2
Exons: 15
Coding region: 115-3171 (1018 amino acids)
Biological process (GO): snRNA transcription by RNA polymerase III; positive regulation of transcription by RNA polymerase III; snRNA transcription by RNA polymerase II
Cellular component (GO): transcription elongation factor complex
Source: RefSeq, a predicted model, not a curated record
CGAGAAGAAGACUGGAACCUAUCAAACGCGUUGUCAACGUUAGCUAGGUCAUGCUAAUUGAAUAUUUUAGUUUUAAUAAAAGCUGUUUAUACGGUGCACUAAACAUUGUCCGCAAUGGAGAUAGUUUGGGAGGACCCACCAGUCCAUGAAGGUCCAUUCUUUACCAGAGACCUCUAUGACAGAUGUUCCCUUGCGCCUACUAUUAGGGAGCUGUGGGCAUUUCUACAAAGCCCUACAGAGAAUGCUGACAUGAAACAAGAGCAUGAAACUGAGGCUUUAAAGGCUGCGUGCCUCCAGUCCACAGAUGGAGCAACAGAGUAUAAAGACGAAGGUUGCAUCAGCAAAGAAGAGUCCUGUUGGGAUAGCUAUGAUAGUGAUGAUCUCCGUACGGACAGUGGUGCUGAAAGAAUAGAAGACUUUAAAGAUAAAAAGUCUAAAGGGAAGCAGAAGAGGGUUCCAAAUGAGCCAGAUAUUGUUUAUCCUGAACCCAGAGUACCCUUCCCCUGUAUGUCCACCCUCACCUGCAGAGACCAGAAGACCUAUCUGGACAUUCUCUUGAGUAAAAAUCGCAGGGAUCCUCCACAGAACUUAAUGGAACGUGUGAAAAAUGAAGUAAUGCAGUUCAUGAGGUACCUGCAAGAUGUGUCCAAAAUGUGUGCUGAUGAUUACAAUGUAUUACCUCAUGGAGCCUCACAGUACUCAGAGGAAUUUUUUCGGGGCUGUUUGGAAUACAUUAAGACACUUCCUCAAAUCUACCAGAUUUAUGAGUUGACAAGUUUGACAGGAGGAACGUUCAAUGUUGGUCUCACCCUCACCUUUGAAAAACAACUGCUCAUGAUGGGCAACGUGGAUGUAACAGACCACACGAUAGUGCCUGCUGAUGCACAGCUUGCAUCGGAUUAUCAUAGUGUUUCAUCAGAGACUCUGCCAGCUAAAAAAGCGAAGGACAUUUAUGCUACAAUCAGCUGUGAUAGCAAUGCGGAGAAGCUGUGUAGCCAUUACCAGCCUCACAUUUGUCUGACACAACAGGCCCUUCUCAGACUACUCGACAAUCAUGGCCCUGAAUUUGGGCAACAAUGGGAGCUGCCUGUUUGGGUCAAAUUAAACCCAGUUAAAGCCAGCAGUCAUAAGAAGACUGUUUAUGUUGACUCACCUCUGCUGAAGACUGAAGUGACCAUAAGAGAAAGAAAUCAUAUCUACCAUGAGGAAAGUUUCAAGACCUCAGUCAAAAAAAAUGGCAGUAAACACGUGUUUCAUUUAAUGACCGAGCUUCCCUUGACAGAGCAACAACUUCCACCAGACACGUCUCAGAGAAAUGUUGAUGAUGAUGGCCUUGACUUUGCAGUGGACCUUACUGACCUGGAGACAUUUGGAGAGACAAAAGUCACAAAAUCACCUAUGAUGCUUAAGAAUGUGCAGGUUUCAUGUCAUAAAGGUCAAAAAGUUAUACCUUCUCCACCUACAAGUAAGACUUUGAGCAGAAAUGUACAUCGUAUUAACACCAGUAGCAGUUUACAAGAGAAGAUGAACACUUUAGUGACAGAUGUGGAUGGUCCAAUAACAGAUGAGAGAACACAUCCAGCUGUGAGUGAGAUUGGUAUACCAAAGAGUGACCAGUUGAGAGAUGUCUCUUGCCAGGAAAGUGAAGAAGAUGCAACUUUGGCAGGAGAAUCAGAUGAUGACAAGCUUGUUAUCGAUGAUGAAAAGUCUCCAGCUAAAGCAUCUUCCCCACAGUCCAAGCCAGAGAGUCCACUGCAUUCUGUAGACUCCAUUGUUAUCACAACCUCUGAGACCUUUUCUGACACUCCAGCUGUGAGUGAGACUGGUACACCAAAGAAUGACCAGUUGAGAAACCUCUCUUGCCAGAAAAGUGAGGAAGGUACAGUUUUGACAGGGGAAUCGGAUGACGACAAACUAGCUGGUGAUCAACAGUCUCCAGCUCAAACACCAUCAGUGCAUUCCAAGCCGGAGACCCCACAAUGUUCUGUAGACACCCUUGUUGCCCCUAACCCUGUGAAUCUAAAGUCACCAUCCUCACAGAAAGGUACCAGUCAGAGGCGAGGAUCCAGAAGAGCCAAGGUUUCUGAUGACCAGUUGGGAGAAAUCCUUCGCAUGCAGACAGCCAUGUUCAACCCUGCCAAAGAUGACAAACGCACCAUUAAAUCACAGGAGGCUGUUUCACAGUGCCCGUCUGUGAGACAAGCAGUUCAUUCCCAUCCAACAUCCCUUGUUAAGCCCUGUGUCUCCUCGUAUUUAGAAAGCAGCCAGAACUGCCCUGUUUCUCCUCGUAGACCUGCUCCAGUAGUCAGCAGUCGUGCAAAAGAACAAAAAAAGAUACUGUCACAGGACCUGCAGGCAGGUACAGAAGAUGAACAAGAUUACAAGGCACCAGAUGAAGGUAAUCUGUUCUACAAACUCUACAGUCUGGAAGACUUGCUGCUCAUGGUGCGCAGCUCUGUCUCACUGACCCACACCAGGAGAUUAGGCAAUAGUCAGAACCAGCAUGUGCCAGUACAUGUCCUGCCAAAACUGGAGUACCAGUUGACAUAUGGUGUUGAGUGUAUAAGCAGUAGUGAGGCUUGUCAGCUGUGGACUGAGGCGUUGCUGCACUCCAGCACUGUGUCUUACAUCGCUCACAUCAAUGCACACACAUCAAAAGUAGCUCUGCUAAGAAAGCUGCCUGAUGAUUGGAAACAGAACAUCUCCUGUGGCUUCAAACCAGCUAAAUCUCUGAAUAUACUGCAUCAUCUGCUGAAAAAGUUAACAAAGUUAGAUGAAGGACGGUACCUGAUUGCACAUAAGGCUAGGGAGCCAUUUGUGACCAUAUUAAAAGCGGUAAACGGGAAGGGAAACCGAGGCGAAUACAGCCUGCAGCAGGUCCACAGCUCUCUCCCCCAGCCCCCGACCUCCAGCCUCGUGCCAUGGCUGCCAGUUGAUCCAGAUGUGGUUCUGCCCUUCCACCAAAAAUAUGGUCGUGUCCCCUGCACCUUUCCACCAAGAUCUUUCAUGAAGAAGGCCAAAGACAGCUCAUCACAGCAUCAUGACCACGGAGCAAAUCAGGCAAAAACAGAUGUGAAUGCAGAAGGCAACGUGAAGACAAAAAAGAAAAAAGCUAAACGUAAAGCUCACCGUAAUAAGUACAUAAAGAAGCUAAUCAAAGAUUCUAUCUGAAGUCCCGUGUUUUCUUUCAGUUGUGCCUGUCGUGCUGAGUAUGAGAGACCAGUUACUGUGUUCAUCUCAUGAGCACCUAAGCACUUUAUUUUGUUCACUGACAUUUCUCUGGUUUUACGAUCUGUCAUUUUGUAUAAAACUACAAUAAAUGUUUUUAAGUGUU